Adelges cooleyi (spruce gall adelgid) is the source of this 971-nucleotide messenger RNA. RefSeq lists its product as uncharacterized. The coding region runs from base 139 to 681 and encodes 180 amino acids. The record is from RefSeq and is a predicted model, not a curated record. NCBI's taxonomy places the organism in Eukaryota, Metazoa, Arthropoda, Insecta, Hemiptera, Adelgidae. The transcript has 2 exons.
CGGACGACACUUCAUUUCGAAUUUGAACGCAGUCGCGCUCGCAAUUGUACGUCGCGGUAAAUGAAUCACAAACUUCCGUGCUAAAUUAAAGUGCUCGCAUACUGGUCGUUUGCAUAACGAACAAUAAAAAUAUAAAAAAUGAAAAAAACAGCGUUUCCAAUUCGUACCGUUCAGACGUUGGCCACAAUAGUGUUGAUCGGUGUGGUCGCCGCGACUCAGGGGACAAACGACAAGCCUGGCGACGCGGCCGAAAGGAUGACAGCCGUGGCUACAGGGAUCAUAGACAAAUACCUGACGCCGGCCGUGUGCUCUUAUUCGCCGACAUUUUGUGCCAAACACCAAUUGCAGGCCAGAGGAAUCCAGAGUUAUUUGGCCACAGCCGGAACCAUGUUGGCAGGAGUAUUGGGGGUGAUAUUGAUGAAAAUCAAAAUCUUAAUCGUGCUAACGUUAAUCAGUACAAUUGUAGGCAAACUGUUGCUAUUCUACGCUUUCCUCAAGUCCGAUCACUUUCACCAUUACAGCCACAAGCCACAUCACGUGCCAUUUGUAAAAUACACUAAGGACAAAUACUUCAUUAAACAUAGUCCACAUGUUCACAGCCAAGACGUCGUCGUGGAUGACCAUGGACACUCUCCAUACUCUAAUCCUCAUUUGUCAGGCAUUUCAUAUUACAAACGAUAAUUACAUCAAAACUCAUUGUCAAAUCAAUUGCAUUUUAUUUUAAGCGGCAAGCGUCAGAUUCUAAUUUCUUUACUUUGGUAUAUUGUACAUAAUUAAAUUAUUUAGUGAAACGUAAUUUAUACAAAGCACCAAAUGUUACCUGCUUAUUACUUAUGGAAAAUUAAAAACCCCAAAAUUGUGAUUAAUUUGUUUUAUCUAGGUACUUGGUUUUUAUUCACCUAUAAUUUAUUUGUUUAUUUAUUUAAAUAAAUUGUAAAAUUUACAAUAAUUUUACGGUCAAUAUUAUUAUU